This is a messenger RNA of Annulohypoxylon maeteangense, 2853 nucleotides long. RefSeq lists its product as uncharacterized. The transcript has 2 exons. The record is from RefSeq and is a predicted model, not a curated record. Lineage: Eukaryota; Fungi; Ascomycota; Sordariomycetes; Xylariales; Hypoxylaceae. The coding region runs from base 343 to 2811 and encodes 822 amino acids.
GCUCGUGUACAAUCACUUGCUUGGCCUUCCCGUUCGUCUCCGUCAGCCAUGUCUCCAUGCCCAUGCCCAAUUAUGAACAGGGCCGGGAUGAUCACGGAGGAAGAGGAGGGGUCCAGUAUCAGCUCUACCCCCAUACAAAAGAGCUAGAGGCCCUGCUCUUCUACUACCCACGAUCUUAGCUGAUCUUCUUUCAUCCCGGCUUUCCGCUGUCGCGGUAGUUUACAUUCGUUUCUUCUUGCCUGUUUCCCUUCUCUUGUUGUUUCCUAUUCAUAUGCCUUGCGAGUCUGGAAACUAGUAAUAUUCUUCUUUGGGGGAUGGGAAUCGUAGAACUACACAGCAACCAUGGGCCGCAUACGAUCAGAUACGCAUUCGUCGAUGAUGGAGUCGGCUAGGAGGCCGAGUAUUUGGGCAGGUAGUUUACGGCGUGAUCAUAUCCGCCUCGGUGACCUACCGGACGAAGACGGGGCCGAACGAAGUCAGAUGUACACCUCGUCAAAGUCAGGACCAUCUAGUGCCUCAAGGCAAAAUUCAUUUGCGUGGCCCUUCCACGGCCGUAAUGCUUCGGAAGCUAUUUCGACGACGAGGUCGAGUCACUUUACCUUACGGACAUGGCAACCUCGAACCUUUUUUCGACCUCACGACGACACAGCGAGUAUCGAUAGGAGUAUUGUUCCAGAUUAUGUUGUUAAUUUUAUAAGAGGAGAAACGCCUGAAACUUUAGCAAUGAAAAAGGAGCGAAGGAAAUGGGGUCAGCACGGUGUUGAAAUCACUCCACAUCGAGAAACCUUCGCAUCGUUUCCCAUCGAGUAUGGUCAUUAUUAUUCGCACAGCGCGGACGUCACCCGUGAUCUAAAUACUUUUAGUAGCUGGAGUCGGAAAAGCGGCUUGCGUAGACACAUAACUGGAUGGAGAGGUGGUGUUAUAUUCAACAGCUUAAUAUCAUUCAUAAUCCUACUCGUCGGAAUCAUCUGCUUAAUAUUGGUCAUCGCCGAGGCCAAACUUCUUUCUGGGGAAUCGGCUAUCUAUUCGGGCGACUGCACAACGGCCGAGCAUAUCAACUAUGGGAUCCAUAUCGUCAUUAGCGUCUGCGGUGUUGCCAUCCUCUCUGGAGCCAACUACGUCUUCCAGAUCCUCUCGAGCCCGACGAGACGGGAGGUAACCGUUGCGCACGAAAAUAAGCAGUGGCUUGACAUCGGCGUACCAUCGAUACGCAAUUUUAUGCACAUCUCAAGUUUCCGAGCAGUUGUCGCUGUAAUUGUCUUGCUAUCUGCAGUAGCAAGCCAAGUAAUAUAUAAUGCAGUAAUUUUUACGACUCAAAAUAUAGUUAACUACGACGUAUUAUUCGUCACACAAUCGUUUCUCGACCACGCUCCUUUCAAUAAUGAUACGAGGAUCAAUGAGGGCCGCCUCUCAGAUCUCGACAUAACCAGUCUCCAAGAUUCAGCCAGCGAGAUGAUUAACAUGACCUCAACGACUUGCCUGCAACAAUUUAGCGGCGUCUUCCAACCUUCAUUUAACGCAGUUUUGCUUAUCACAGACUCGACUUCUACGAGCUCUUCUCUCAUUCGGACCGCUGAGUCCGGCACUCAACUGACUACUUUCGCUUCAAACAACGACAUCACAGCCCCGGACGGCUCAAAAGUUCAAUACUGUCUCGCGCGCACUAGUACGCCUCAGACAUGCAGCGUCAACCUUAGCGGCUCCAUAUUGGGCAUCGCCGUAUUACUUAACCUCGCAACCCUCAUUUCGAUGGCGGUCAUUCUCGCGAGAUCCUCUUUCGCACCCCUCGUAACACUUGGCGAUGCGAUCCGCUCGUUUCUCCGUCAUCCGGACCCGACGACGGCGAAUGCGGCGUUACUAUCCAAGAAGGAUGUCCGGCAAGGACAUUGGGCCUUUAGCGAGGCGCAAUACUUUUUCCCGGCCACCCAUUACUGGUUCCAGACGCCGUCGCUCCCUCGUUGGAUCUUAACGAUAUUAUCGUGGUCCGCAAUCGGCGCACCAACAGCCGUCGCGCUUGGUCUCAUGAUUAGCGGAAACCUCGACAACCCUCUCACGCUCUUCGGAGUCGCCACUCACCAAUUCAGCUUCUUGCCGCCUUCCGUCUUCGGCACAGCUCAAAUGGCGCUCCUCUCCGCAUUACCCCAGUUCCUCCUCUGUAUCCUCUACCUAGUAAUCAACGCACACCUAACAACCUACUUCCUCUCGCACGAAUUCUCCCUCUUCGCACUAUCCCAGCGCUCCCUCCGCGUCUCCGCCCAACCCUCCGGCGAACAAACCACAAGCCUAUACCUCACUCUCCCGCGCCCCGUCUCCUGGGCCCUCCUCGCCUGGUUCGCCGCAAUGAGCUUCUCCCUAAGCCAAGCCGUCUUCCCCGGCACCGUCAAAUUCCUCACCCCAUCCUCCACCUCAUCCAUCCCACCCCCGCCAAACACCGCAGACAUGGUAGCCGUAUCCUUCAGCACCCAAGCCCUGCUCUCCCUCCUCGCACUCCUCACAGCCCUCGCCCUCACCAUCCUCCUCCUCGGCUGCAGACGCACACAAGCGGCCUCUCUCGCCUCCGGCGAAGUCACAGGGAACCCGCUCGCGCUCCGCGGCGGCUCCUGCAGCGCCGUCGUCAGCGCGAAGUGCCACCACCACGAUAUCGUGCCCCCGGGCCAACUCCCCGAGGAGAUGGCCGUUCCGACGGGUGAGCCCUGGCUUCGGUCUAUAGCGUGGGGUGUCGUGGAGGAAGGGACUGGGGGAAGGCCUGGACGGUGCGGGUUUUCGGCUGAUGGGGUUGGGUGUGUUGAUGCUGGGAAGACUUAUGUGUAAGUGGGGUGGGUUUGGUUUUGGGGAUUGGGGUUUGGAUAGGUG